Vitrella brassicaformis is the source of this 2347-nucleotide messenger RNA. The record is from the annotation of a GenBank genome assembly. Lineage: Eukaryota; Vitrellaceae.
CGUGAAAAAACCCUCUGUUCUUCGAUGAAUGGUUCAUCGGUAUCGAGCAGUGGUGAGCCGUCCAAGAUCCAACCUGAGGAGGACGGCAGCGCAGCCAAUGGAGUGGAAAUCGAGAAAAGUGCGGUCGGACUGCCCCCUUCAGUCACGACCGGAGAGCGGCUGCUCGGAGUCAGCCACACACACACACACGCGUACAGACACACAGGCACACCCGCAGAUCAAACCAAUCAACGAUGCUCUCUCUCUAUGUCUGUCUGCGUGUGUGGAAUCUCUAGGAGGACGCACUCAAGUGGAUGUUCGUUUUGCUGCGGGCGAGUUUGCUCGUGCCGUAUGGUCGGGCGGAGAGGGUCGCUUCGGGCUUCGCCUGCCUCGUCUGCUGGUACUUGGCGAUCAUCGAUGCCCUUUUUCUGGAGGACACUGAGGACUUUUUCACCGACACCAAGGGCCGUGGCAUCCUGUUGAGUGCCACAACACUUUGGUUUCUUAUGUGCGGCGGCAUUCGGCUGUGGAUGCUGGUCUCAGUGUCGAGGGAGCGGCUGGCCAUGGUGUUCGCCUGUCUGGUCAAGGGCAGCUAUUGGACACUGGCCCUGGGGGACCAGAGCAAAGAUGUGGCCGAAUCGUUUUCCCGGCGGGUCAAGGUGUGGUCGGUGGUGUGCUUCGCCGCCGCCCUGACUUCGUGGCUGUUGCUGGUGUUUGGCUACAUUAUUGGCGCACAGACACGUCGGGUCUUCAACUUUCCGUGGGCCGACUGGUUCAUCGAGGAAGAAAGCCCAGGUACGGACGAUCACAUCCUCAACGGACGACAAUCUGAUCAAUCUGCCCGCGGCCUCGUUCCGUCACGUUGCUUUGCAGGCAUUCACUGGUUCGGGCUCGUGACGGCGAUUCUGAGCAUCUUUCCGUGCUUUGUGUGGAUUGUGCCGCUGCUGCCCUACUCACUGGCCAUCAACCUGCUCCACGAGCGAUUUAGGGCGUUUUGCCAAUCACUCGACGACUCCAUCCGGCCGUUGGAGCGGCAGAAGACGCGGCCAGGGGAGCCGAGCAGCUAUGCCGAGGCCGCCGCGGGCAAGAAGCCCUCGGUGAGGCAGCUCACGCUGGCGCACCGCCAGCUGUGUCAGGGAGUCAUGAUGGUGGACCGCACCUUUCGCGCUUUCGUCGCCAUAUCGUUCACAAUCAACACGGCUUUGUCGAUCCUGGUCGUCUACAGGAUUGUCUUCUUUGGUGGGUGGAAUAUAUUUGGCAAGGACAAGGCAGGCAUACAAACAGACAGACAGGCGUCGCCACUCAUGAGUUGUGGCAUGUGUGUGUGUGAAAGGCUACACCGCGUCGAGUGCUGAGGCGGGGGCGUUUGUCUUCUGGUGUGUCGGUCUCGCCAUCCAGGUAGGUCGGUCGGUCGGUCGGCACGCAAGCGCAUGUCUGUAUUAUGUAUGCCAGUCACUGUGUGGUGUGAAUGACAGUUCUUCGUGUGUUACAAGUCGGCCAAGUUGUUUUCCUGGUAGGCCGAUUGACGGAUUGGCUGACUGAAUAUGCUUGUCUACGGCCUCCAUCCCCACACAGGCACGAGCACCUGCGGCUCCGCUGCCACCAGGUGCAGGUCGGCCUGCCCUACCACGCAUCAAGCACACCCACGUCGCUCGCCUCACAAAUGACGAGAUGCCACUCCGUCGCCGACGAUCUGACAUCCGCGGGGGGGCCAGGAGGCGACAGUAGCACCAGCAGCAGGCGGGCAGUGACGCAGGAGGCCCUCUAUGCGCGGCAGGAGCGGCUUGAGCUGGAGUUGGAGCAUCUGCGGUUUUCGCACCAGGUGGAGAGCUUCACCCCUGGCAUCACCGUGGGUGGGGCCGUGACGAUGAACUGGCGGGUGCUGGGCGUGGCGGCGUCGGUGACCGCCUCGGUGUUUGUCUUCCUUUAUGAGACGCGGAAGAACAACAGAGGAGAAGGGGAGUGAGUGAGUGCGUGACGCUUUUCUACCUGCGUGCCUUGCUCGUCCACUGGCCGCGCCUGUGUGCUUUGCCUGCCUGCCUGCCUGCCUGCCUGCCUACCAGCUUUGCCCGCACAGGGGAGGUGGACGAAUGUACUGUAGGCGUAGCUGUGGGUGUUCCUGUUCGCUCGCUGUGUGGGUGUGGGUGUGGGCAGAGCGGUGCGUUUAUCGUGUCUUGGUGCGAUCGCGGUGGCGGUGUCCUGAAGUGGCGUUUAUCCCGUGUAUUUGCGGGGUGGAGUGGAGUGGAGUGAGUGUAUGACAAUGCGAUGAUCAGACACAAGUGGUGAGCAAGUGUGGUGGAUGAGACCACGACCCUUCAUCAAGUGCCAGACAAGCGUCAGACAGACAGACGUGCAUCCUGUCCUGCAU